UAGAUAUGAAAUAUGAGCCCGUUUUUUAAACUCGUUGAAAGAGCCUUUAUUCAACAAUUAUAAGUGUAUGUCAUUGUAUGUCAUGUGAUUGGAAAAAGCUAUUUAAGGAUAUGUAUGCAGAAAACACACGCAUUUCCUAUUGAUGAGAAAAACAACAAUGGUCAUGAAUCGAGAAAUACUGGGAGCUCUAUGGUUGACUGCGGUUUUAUGUCUAACAUCAGCUUCUGCUACACCUCGACAUAUUGUUUUCAUCGUUGCUGACGAUCUCGGAUGGAACGACGUUGGUUUCCAUAAUCCUACUAUGUUCACACCUAAUAUCGACAAGCUUGCCUACAAGGGCGUUAUCCUUAACAGUUCAUACGUCCAACCAGUUUGUACACCAUCUCGAAACAGCUGGAUGACAGGCAUAUAUCCAUUCAAACUUGGAAUGCAACGCGGAGUAAUAAUACCUGGCACGAACGAAUGUUCUCCGCUGGAUUUAGAGUUCUUCCCACAGAAACUGCAGAAACUUGGAUAUUCUACCCAUAUAAUUGGAAAAUGGCAUCUUGGAUCCUGCAGCUGGAAUUGUACACCAAUGUACCGUGGGUUCGACUCUUUCUAUGGCUAUUACGAGGGCAAGGAAGAUUACUACACAAAAGUUAUCGGACCUGGAAUUGAUUUUCAUGAAAACAAGAAAAAUCUAAAUGAUACCACAUAUUCUGCUUAUCUGUAUGCAGAUAGAGGUAAAAUGAUUAUAAAUAAUCACAAUAAAUCGAAACCCCUGUUUCUGUACAUUCCGUUCCAAUCGGUCCAUUCUCCUAUUCAAGUCCCUAAACGAUUUGAGGAUAUGUACCCUAAUAUCAAAACCCAACAAAGACGUCAGUAUUGCGGCAUGGUAUCUGCUGUGGACGAGGCUAUAGGCAAUAUAACUACGGCGCUAACUGACAAUGGAAUGAUGGACGACACCUUGAUCAUAUUUACUACCGACAAUGGAGGUAUGCCAACAGAAUCUGGGAACAACUAUCCUUUACGCGGAGGCAAAACGACAAUAUUUGAAGGAGGAACAAGAGCAAUUUCCUUCGUUGUUGGAGCUGGAGUAGAAAAAUCAGGCUAUACAUACAACGGUUUAAUGCAUGCUGUUGACUGGCAUCCUACAAUUGUUGCCGCCGCUGGGGGAACUAUUCCAGAUUACACUAACGAAAUAGAUGGCAUAAAUCAGUGGGAAGCUAUAAGUACUGGAUCGGAAUCUAACAGAAAAGAACUGGUAUAUAACUUAGAUAGUUCCCAACAGAGAGGUUCUCAGGGACAUGCUGCAAUACGUGUUGGUGAUUUCAAGCUUAUUCAAGGAUAUCCAGGGCCGUUUAGUGACUGGUACAAACCUGACCAAAUUUAUUCAGACAUUGACGAUGAAUUAAAUGAAAACGAUUAUUAUGCAAGACUCGCUACAGAAGAUAAAAUGAAACAAAGAGAGGAAUGGAUAAAAGAAGGAUAUAAACAUGACAGAAAAUGGGCGGGAGAUGGCCUAUACAACCUUAAAAAUGAUCCAACAGAACACGAAGACGUUAGCGAAUCGUACCCAGAUGUGGUAAACCAACUGAAAGCGAAACUGGAUGAGUACUGGAAAAGUUACGUUGAACCUAAAACUUACGCGAUUGAUCCUCGUUCGGAUCCCCGAAAGUUCGGCGGAUUCUGGACACCAGGAUGGUGUUGAGGGAAAUUUUGCUACAGGCUUCGAACUUAAAUUCUAUAUAUGCUGUAUUUGAAUAACUGAUAGUGGUGAACUGUUUGAUUUCUGUGCAUUGUCAACUAGGACUAGAAAUAUUAUUUUUUGCAAUGCAAGUGUUCUUCCUUUUGAAGAAAUUAGUUUCUGUAAAAAAAACAUAAUUGAUCAUUAAGUAAUAACGAAUACCGGAUGAAAAAACCCUGUACCACUCGUAAUAGGCAUGACAUUCCCAUUAUUCUCCAGAAAUAACUUUUAUGAUAAAAUUAAUUUUGUGCUGAUGUUUGUACAUAGACACAAGAAAAUUGGCUUUUUCUUUUCACACUUUAUUUGUUUAAGUGUAUUUUUAGGAUUUCUGUUGUAUUACAGUUAUGUUAAAGACAAAAUACUCUAUCUUACAUCUCCUUUUGAACUUUGUUAUGCAAAUACAAAUAAAUUAUAUACUGCUUAA
This is a messenger RNA of Mercenaria mercenaria, 2150 nucleotides long. RefSeq names its product arylsulfatase J-like. The transcript has 3 exons. Bases 143 to 1690 code for a protein of 515 amino acids. Lineage: Eukaryota; Metazoa; Mollusca; Bivalvia; Venerida; Veneridae. The record is from RefSeq and is a predicted model, not a curated record.